CAAUUAGCUGCGAGUACACUAUCAACAUAGCCAGGCUGUCCGACCAACAGGAAUGGUGGGAAGGAGUAAUUGGACAUUUUUCAAAUCCCGGUUAUCCAGUCCCUUAUGCAGCUGAUCAAAUGUGUUCAUGGAUCGUCAGCUCUCCGAUAUCACAUGUUCUUUUAACAUUCCCGGAAUUUGAUUUACUGGAUUCAGAAAAUUGUCAUGUAGACUACGUGGAAAUCUUUUAUGGUAACACCGACGAAUCACAGAGUUUUGGUAGAUUUUGUGGCAGUACUGCACCACGAGUGGUUGUCUCUACCGCAAAACAGUUAUAUAUUAGGUUUGUGAGUGGUCAUGUGACUGGAACCGGACAUACUGGAUUUACCGCUGAAUACUGUGAGGGACCAUUCACAUAUCUCAACCAGUCACAUGGUGAAAUUGUAGAGCGUGAUGUAGGACACGCAAUAUACUUCUUAGAAGCCGCCGAAAAUCACAGAAUUUACAUCGAAUUUCCACAUUUCAACCUCCCGCAUACAGACACAAGUGGUAGGGUCAGUAUAUAUGAAGGAUUUGGACCAGAGAGUAUGAACAAUCAAAUAGCCAUGUUCUUCCAUACAAACGCACACCCUGUUCUGUCCCAUACCAACACUGUUAAACUUGAUUACAAAAUGGAUUCUGGAUGGUACACAGAUGGAAUUAUUGCUACAUAUAAAAUGAUAGAAACUGAUUUCAAAGAAAUUUUUGGAGCAGGAGAAGGAAAUAUCAGUGUGCCAAUGGACAAAGUUUAUAAGGAUUACGAAUGGAUAAUUUAUGCAUAUGAUGACGUAAAUGUAGUAUUGGAAUUUCAAGAAUUUAUGCUAAUGUCCAGUAAUGACUGCAACAAAGAAUCUGUUGAAUUGAGACGUGGUCCUAGUAAAACAUCGGCGUUAAUGGCUCGACUAUGUGGUGAUACUAUAUCAAGGAUCUUUACAGCUGAUGUGAUACAUGUGAUGUUUACAACGGAAUCUAUUAAAUCUAACAGCACAACAUGUGAAUACAAUAUAUUCGACUCGAACAUGGGACAGAUUCAGUCACCUGCUGCGAAUUUAUAUCGACACGUGUCGUAUCGCUACGAUACACUUGAACUUGGUCAUUUUGGGAGGAAUCGCCCAGACGUUAUUAAAUCAUCUGGCCAUAAAAUACAAGUACGGUUCAACAUUUAUUCUAUUGACUUCAACUUUAUUGCGGAGUAUGUAACAGAACCAUUGGAUGAAAGAUUUGCUUGUGCUGUUGCCAGUAAUGUGGUUUAUGGUGAGCAUGAAGGUAAUAUCUCAUCUUCAAAUUACCCAGCCCCAUAUCCAGUUCAUCAGGAAUGUGUGUGGCACAUUGUAACUGAAAAACCAGCUUCUAUCAUUUACUUAAGCAUUGAAGAUUUCGUUCUGGAGGAUGCGUCUGGUCCUGCAACUUGCAGCUACGAUUAUCUCUCAGUAUAUGAUGGUCCUGUAUUAGAUUCUCCACUGAUUGGCACAUAUUGCGGAAAUGAAAUACCACACAGAUUUGUAUCUACUGGACCUGGGAUGACUUUACUUUUCAGGUCAAAUAAAAACAAGCAGAAGAGGGGAUUCCAACUGCAUUACCAAGCAAAAUGUUAUAAGGUAUAUACAAAUCCAAGUGGCACAAUUGAAGUCAGUCAGCGUUUAUCCCAAUCUGUGUUUUUUGAUAAUGAAUGUACAUUUGAGAUUCAAGGAUCCAAGGAUCAUGCUAUAUCAUUAGAAUUCACAGCACUUGGAAUUGAAUUCGACAAGUACAUAAGUGGUUAUUACCCUCCAUCUCAAGCAUCUCAUUACGUGGAUGUGUUAAUGGGGAAAAACAAAGAACUUGCAGUCAGAUAUUACGGUAACAUGCUGGCACCUUGGAUUACACUACCUACUAGUCCCGUAUACAUUGUCUACCAUUUGCCCAAUCGGUACUAUGAACCGUCUGCAAGAUUCAAUAUUACGUAUCAACGAGAAGAGAUUCGCUGUGAGUGGCCAUCAGGGAUGUUGUAUGUAGAUGAAUAUGGAAAGAUAAAGAAUCCUUGGCGAAAAAAUACAUACCCUUCUAAUCAAUCUUGUGAAUUUGCUAUAGCCAGCCAAUACGGGGGGCCAGUACGCCUGCGUAUGAAUUCAGUUGAUUUGGAUGCACAAAGUAAUACCACAGAUAACUGGUUAGACUGUGUCAAUUAUAUAGAAGUGGACAAUAGAGGAGACCGAUUGUGUCAUCUCAAACAACAAACUCAGUAUAUAACCAGUGGAACAUCAGCAAGUGUGAAAUUCAACUCUGGAAUCAAUCAAGGGAUUGGUAGUUUUAAUUUAGAGUAUGAUUCAGCAUGCGGCAUUUCAGAUGUACCAGAAGGCAUACCAAAUAUAUAUGAACAUACAAAUGACACAAACUUUAAUUCUGUUCCACGCGCCGCACCAUGGAUGGGUCUGUUGUAUGACGUAGACGAGGCACAAUACAUUUGUAGCGUCGUACUACUUAAUGAUGUCUGGGCUAUCAGCACUGCACAUUGUAUAUCUGCACGAUAUGGACAUAAACUGCAGAUCAAACUAGGAAAAACCUAUUCAAAUGUCACUGAACCUGAUGAAGUGUCGUUUGACAUAGUAGUUCAGAAUUGUGAUAUGUAUCGUACUGACUAUUUAAUGUGCCUAUUUAAAUUAGACAGAGAGGUAACAUUUACAUCUUACAUUAGACCAAUUUGUUUACCAACUUUAAAAAGCAAAAACAGCAUACGGGCCAGGGCUGGAAGCAUUGCCUUCACAUUUGGAUGGGGCCGAGAUUUUGACAACUUCUCCAGUAACUACGUUUUACAGAGAAUUCCAUUGAGGAGCAUUGACUGGAAAACUUGCGUGGAAAACAAACAGGAUUUGUGGGCUGCAGACAGGACUUUUUUGUGCGCGGAAUAUAUGGAUGGUAACAACGGUGGAAAACGCUGUUAUGGCCAUUCAGGUGGCCCGUUAGCAAAAUACCAUAACGGCAAGUGGUUUAUGAUAGGUAUAGUGGCGAAUGGUCCUCCACAUUCAGCUUGGCACAACGAGGGAUGUCCAAGACGUGGAAAGUAUGGAUGGUUUUGGAGAACUGUUAAAGUUGACACAUUCAUUAAGAACAUUUUAUAUCAAGACUAAAGUAAAUUCUCGUACGUAGUUUAUAUUUUGGAUUGCAUUGCGCAGUAGUUUAUGUACAAUGGAAAUUGACGUGUUUAUUAGAAAAACAAAUUAUUACAUGUGUUG
Messenger RNA from Saccoglossus kowalevskii, 3230 nucleotides. Its product is annotated as cubilin-like. The record is from RefSeq and is a predicted model, not a curated record. Gene Ontology annotation, biological process: proteolysis. Lineage: Eukaryota; Metazoa; Hemichordata; Enteropneusta; Harrimaniidae. Gene Ontology annotation, molecular function: serine-type endopeptidase activity.